Molecule: messenger RNA, 591 nt
Organism: Odocoileus virginianus texanus
Lineage: Eukaryota; Metazoa; Chordata; Mammalia; Artiodactyla; Cervidae
Source: RefSeq, a predicted model, not a curated record
AUGGAGAAUGAAGAUGGCUAUAUGAGGCUGAAAUUCAAGAAUCGCUUUGAAUCGACAAAAAAAUCUAAAGAUGUCACCCUGUAUCUACAGUGUUACUGUCUCAUGCUAGUACUUGGAUGCAUUGGCACCCUUAUUGUCAUGAUGGCAGUAAUUGGCCUGAACUUUCGAGAUAGAGAAAUGGAUUUCUUUCAGAAAGCUAAUAUCACCGGCCUAGCAGGAACUAAUUAUGUGUGCCCAAGUGACUGGCUACUGAAUCAAGGAAAAUGUUACAGGCUUUCAACUUUUUCUAAAACUUGGAAUGAAAGUCAACGUGAUUGUUUAAAGCUACAGGCACAUUUACCUGUGAUUCAAAAUUCAAAAGAGCUGGAGUUCAUACAGAAGAGUUUAAAGUCUGGACAACCUAGUUGGCUUGGACUGUGUAUUGCAUCCCCAGGAAAACAAUGGGUAUGGAUAAAUGAACACCUUUUUGUGGAACAAGAGAUGUAAGUACUUAUUUGCAGGGGGGAGAUGGUGGUGGUAUUGAUGUUUUAUUUAUAGAAAGGUAUUUUUACUUAAGCUUCUUUGCUUUCUGGUAUUUUUCUUCUUUCUCUC